This is a messenger RNA of Caenorhabditis remanei, 720 nucleotides long. RefSeq lists its product as uncharacterized. Lineage: Eukaryota; Metazoa; Nematoda; Chromadorea; Rhabditida; Rhabditidae. The transcript has 3 exons. The record is from RefSeq and is a predicted model, not a curated record. Bases 1 to 720 code for a protein of 239 amino acids.
AUGAAUAUCUCAAAAAUGAAUGAGUUGAAGAGGCAGAUCGAGUAUGUACUGAGAGGAGAUGGUUCAAAAUCGAAAACUGCGAAAGAUAAAAAUAUCAAUGAAUUGGUCAUUCUUUACGACAAAUUUGAUCAUCAUGUUAUCGAGAAGGAGUAUGUUAACGCAUAUGGAGGAUUAUUCGAGCUGACGAAGCAUAUUUUCAAAUUAGCCAGAAAAGAAUUCGAGGAAAAUCAAGAAAAAUGGGACCAACUUUCGGAACACGAAAAAACUCAGAAAAAAGAAGGGCAGAACAAGAAAUUAAAAAUCCGUUAUCCCUUAUUCGAAUUAUGGGUCCGGCAUUUGAAAACGUGCCGCCGUACGCAUAUGGAUUAUAACACAGUUCCAUGGAUUUCAUACUGUUUGACUCUUUUAAAGUUCAAAUGGAUUCAAAAAGACGAAGGAAUGGAAAUUGAGAUAUCGAAUCUUCUUAUGUUAUGUUCGAUGGCAUCUUCAAUCCAAUGGGCGGAGCAUUCACAUCUGAAAGCAUUAUGGGACUUCAUGUGGUAUCGAGUGGAAGAUUCAAAAUUAGAAGAAAAUAUUUUGAAGAACUAUGUAGAAAUGGCUGUGGAGAUGAUGAAAAAUGUUGAUUUUGUGGUUUACGAAGAAUCGGCGAUCGGAGUGGUCAGAAGAGUAAUUGUCACGUUAAAGAAUGCGAUGAAAGGAAUCGACCAGAAAAAAGAGUGA